UUCGAAUGAGCUAUUGGAGUCUGACAACAGCAGGAGGGAAUGGAGAAAAGGGUUCCUAGCGAGAUAACAAGAACAUUUUAAUUCAGGACGGCCAAAUAAAGACAUUAUAUUAGGUCACCGAUAGAUGACAUGGAGGGCUGCCGUUGGCCCAGUUCAUGUGACUGGUUUGACUGAAACCCAAGUUUUUAAGAUUGUAUCAAGACGAAUUGGUAGAGUUGACCCUGACUGGUCAUCUACUGCUCUAAAGGUCGUUCAGAAGAGUGAUGUGGGCCUCCCACCGGAGCUGAUGGCACGUGAGUGAGAAUGAGGCCCAGGAUAAGAGCGUCCUGCUCGUGCUGCAGUGUCAGAGACUGAGACCCAAUCUUAAGCUUCGGAGCAGCAGGAUGAAAUGAGAUAAGCACUGGACGACUGGAGGCUAUCCUGCUCUUGACCCCCCCCUCCUCCCCUCAUCAGCCCCGUAGGCAUGGCUGGACUACAGCUGGUGACCCCCGCGUCCUCCCCCAUGGGGCCUUUCUUCGGUCUCCCAUGGCAACAGGAAGCUAUCCAUGACAACAUUUAUACACCAAGGAAAUAUCAGGUUGAACUUCUUGAAGCAGCUCUUGAACACAAUACUAUUGUCUGCUUAAAUACUGGCUCAGGGAAGACCUUUAUUGCAGUACUCCUUACAAAAGAGCUCUCCCACCAGAUUCGGGGAGACUACUGGGAGAACGGCAAGAGGACCGUUUUUCUGGUCAAUGCAGCGUUGUCUGUGGUUCAGCAAGCAGCUACUGUUCGGACACAUUCCGACCUCCGAGUUGGCGAGUACACUGAGGAAAGUACUUCCUGGACGUCAGAAAGAUGGAGCCUAGAAAUUUUCGAAAAUCAGGUGCUCGUUAUGCCUUGCCACAUCUUCCUCCACGUGCUCCAGACCGGCGUGCUGCCGCUGUCCAAAAUCAACCUGGUGGUGUUUGACGAGUGCCAUCUAGCCAUCACGGACCAUCCCUACAGAGAGAUAAUGAGGGUUUGUGAUGGCUUCCCGUGCUGUCCUCGCAUCCUCGGUCUGACCGCCUCCAUCCUGAAUGGGAAGUGUGACCCCUGCGACCUGGAGGAGAAGAUCCUCAACCUGGAGAGGAUCCUGAAGAGCAACGCAGAAACUGCCACAGACCUGGUCGUCUUGGACCGAUAUGCUUCCCAGCCCCGUGAGGUUGUCCUGGACUGCGGCCCAUUUGAGGAUAAGAGUGGCCUGUCCGAGCGGCUCCUGACGGAGUUGGAAGAGGCCCUGCACUUCCUCAACGACUGUAACCUGUCCGCACAGCGGGAAGACCGCGACCCCACCUUCAUCUCCAAGCAGGUGCUGGCGGACUGCCGGGCGGUGCUGAUGGUGCUCGGGCCGUGGUGCGCGGACAAAGCGGCGGGCAUCAUGGUGCGCGAGCUCCAGAAGUACAUCAAGCACGAGCAGGAGGAGCUCAACCGCAAGUUCCUGCUGUUCACCGACACCAUCCUGCGCAAGGUCCACGCGCUCUGCGAGGAGCACUUCUCCCCGGCGUCGCUCGACCUUCGCUUCGUCACGCCCAAGGUCAUCAAGCUGCUGGAGAUCCUGCACGAGUACAAGCCCUUCGAGCGGCAGCAGUUUGAGAGCGUCGAGUGGUACAACAACCGCAACCAGGACAACUACGUGUCCUGGAGCGACUCGGAGGACGAAGACGAGGACGAGGAGGUUGAGACCAAGGAGAAGCCCGAGGCCAACUUUCCCUCGCCGUUCACCAACAUCCUGUGCGGGAUCAUCUUCGUGGAGAGGCGCUACACAGCUGUGGUGCUCAACCGGCUCAUCAAAGAGGCAGGGAAGCAGGACCCUGAGUUGGCCUACAUCAGCAGCAACUUUAUCACAGGCCACAGCAUCGGCAAGAACCAGCCUCGCAACAAACAGAUGGAGGUGGAGUUCAGGAAACAGGAGGAGGUGCUCCGUAAAUUCCGUGCACAUGAAACCAACCUGCUCAUUGCGACCAGCAUCGUGGAGGAAGGCGUCGAUAUCCCAAAGUGCAAUUUGGUGGUCCGGUUUGACCUGCCGACAGAGUACCGGUCCUACGUGCAGUCCAAGGGCCGCGCGCGCGCUCCCCUCUCCAACUACAUCAUGCUCGCUGACAGCGAGCGGACGAAAGCCUUCGAGGAGGAUCUCAAAACCUACAAAGCUAUAGAAAAGAUCCUGAGGAACAAGUGCUCAAAGUCGGCUGAGGUUGGCGAGUUUGAGGCAGAUCCUGUACCGGACGACGACAACAUUCUGCCUCCGUAUGUCCUCCGGUCAGAAGACGGGGGCCCGAGAGUUACAAUCAACACUGCGAUCGGACACGUCAACAGAUACUGUGCCAGACUCCCCAGCGACCCCUUCACCCAUCUGGCCCCCAAGUGCAAGACGGCGGAGCUGAAGGAUGGACUCUACCAGUCAACCCUCUACCUGCCAAUCAACUCGCCCCUCAGGGAGCCAGUGAAGGGGCCUGUGAUGAACUGUGCAAGACUUGCUGAGAAAGCAGUGGCUCUUCUUUGUUGUGAAAAGCUGCACAAAAUCGGGGAGCUGGAUGACCACCUGAUGCCCGUGGGCAAGGAGACGGUGAAGUACGAGGAGGAGCUGGACCUGCACGACGAGGAAGAGACCAGUGUGCCUGGCCGGCCGGGGUCAACCAAGAGGAGGCAGUGCUACCCCAAAGCCAUACCGGAGUGUCUUCGGGACAGCUACCCGGUCCCUGAGCAGCCGUGCUACCUGUACGUGAUCGGCAUGGUCCUCACCACCCCCCUGCCUGAUGAGCUCAACUUCAGGCGCAGGAAGCUCUACCCCCCAGAGGACACCACGCGAUGCUUUGGCAUCCUGACCGCCAAACCCAUACCCCGGAUCCCACACUUCCCAGUGUACACGCGCUCCGGCGAGGUGACCAUCUCCAUCGAGCUGCAGCGCUCGGGCUUCCUGCUGUCGCCGGCCCAACUGGAGCUGAUCACGCGCCUGCACCAGUACAUCUUCUCCCACAUCCUGCGGCUGGAGAAGCCCGCGCUCGAGUUCAAGCCCACCGAGGCCGACGCCGCCUACUGCGUGCUGCCGCUCAACGUCGUCGAGGAUUCCAACACUCUGGAUUUGGACUUCAAGUUCAUGGAAGACAUUGAAAAAUCGGAAGCUCGUAUUGGCAUCCCAAACACCCAGUACACCAAGCAGAACCCUUUCACCUUUAAACUGGAGGAUUACCAGGAUGCAGUCAUCAUUCCAAGGUAUCGCAAUUUUGACCAGCCUCACCGCUUUUAUGUUGCGGACGUCUACACGGACCUUACCCCGCUCAGUAAAUUCCCAUCGCCGGAAUAUGAGACCUUCGAGGAGUACUACAAAACCAAGUACAACCUGGACCUGUCCAAUCUCAACCAGCCGCUGCUGGACGUGGACCAUACGUCCUCAAGGCUGAACCUGUUAACUCCUCGCCAUCUGAACCAGAAGGGAAAAGCCCUGCCCCUGAGCAGUGCUGAGAAGAGGAAGGCCAAGUGGGAAAGCCUGCAAAACAAACAGAUCCUGGUUCCUGAGCUGUGUGCCAUCCACCCGAUUCCCGCCUCUCUGUGGAGGAAGGCGGUGUGCCUACCCAGCAUUCUCUACCGCCUGCACUGCCUGCUCACUGCCGAAGAGCUGCGAUCUCAAACUGCCACGGACGCCGGCGUUGGGGCCCAGAACUUACCCCCUGACUUCAGGUAUCCCAAUCUGGAUUUUGGGUGGAAGAAGUCCAUCGACAGCAAGGCUUUCAUUUCCUGUCCCGAGCACAGCGAUCACUGUAAACACGGAUCGCCGUCACCGACGCCCUCUGACCCCGAGGAGACCCCCCUACCACACGAGAACUGCAACGCACCAGACGAAAAGCUAGAGCCGCCCUCGCCCCCCCUGUCGGACACGCUGCCGGCACCACGGCUGCAGUUGCCGCAGGAGGGCCGAGGCGACCUUCGAGACUGCGUGUGCUCCGGGAACCUCCUCAAUGGCACCGGACCGGAGACCCUCGAGACGGCGGCGGCGGCGGCAGAGGCGGAGACCACUACCUCACUUCCUGUGCAGUCCCCUCCCCCGAGCGGCGGCGCGCACCAGGCCCAGCCUCCACCCCUGGCCAGCCAUGAAUGUAAGCCCGACGGGACCCCGGACCUCUGCGACGGACUCGUGAAGCAGAAGAAGAAACCUACCUCAGACUGUUGCCCCGCUGUCGCCAUCGCCACCACCGAGACCACCGUCGCCGCAGCAACGACCCCGACCCCGACCCCGACCCUCAGCACCGCAGCACCUUCGCCUGCCCCCGGUCCCACGCCGGCAGCGGUGGAGUCGCCAAAGGCGCUGGGCCCCAACCCCGGGCUCAUCCUGCAGGCGCUCACGCUCUCCAACGCCAGCGACGGCUUCAACCUGGAGCGGCUGGAGAUGCUGGGCGACUCCUUCCUCAAGCACGCCAUCACCACCUACCUGUACUGCACCUACCCCGACGCCCACGAGGGACGCCUGUCCUACAUGCGCAGCAAGAAGGUCAGCAACUGUAACCUGUAUCGUCUGGGCAAAAAGAAAGGCCUACCCAGUCGCAUGGUGGUGUCCAUCUUCGACCCGCCAGUCAACUGGCUGCCCCCUGGCUACGUGGUCAACCAGGACAAGAGCAGCACGGACAAGUGGGACUCGGACGAGACUAAGGAGGACCUGGCAAACGGGCGAAGCGGCAUCGAGGACGAAGACGAAUACGACGACGACGAGGACGACGAAGAGGAGGUGGCGGAGGUGACUAUGGGCGGCGGCGGCGGAGGAGGAGACGCGAACCCGCCCUGGAAGGAGGUGAAGGACGGGAGCGUGAGCGCGGAGGAGGAGGAGCUGGAGUACGACCAGGAGCACAUCCGCUUCAUCGACAGCAUGCUCAUGGGCUCGGGCGCGUUCGGCAAGAUCUCGCUGGGCACCUUCCCCCCGGCCGACCCCUGCCCGCAGUGGCGCGCCCCCCGCAAGUCCCCGCUCUUGACCAGCGCGCACGCCGCGGGGGACACUGGCGGCGGUGGGGUCGGUGUCGGCGGCGCCGAGGAGUUCGACUACAGCUCCUGGGACGCCAUGUGCUACCUCGACCCCAGCAAGGCGGCCGAGGAGGACGACUUUGUGGUGGGCUUCUGGAACCCGUCGGAGGAGAGCUGCGGCGGCGAGCUGGGCAAGCAGUCCAUCUCAUACGACCUGCACACGGAGCAGUGCAUCGCCGACAAGAGCAUCGCCGACUGCGUGGAGGCUCUGCUCGGCUGCUACCUGACCAGCUGCGGCGAGCGCGCCGCCCAGAUGUUCCUCUGCUCGCUCGGACUCAAGGUGCUGCCCGACGCCAAGGCUGGCGAGCUGGUCGUGGCCCGCGUCGCUCACGGCAACGGCCAGAGCCUCGGCGAGCCGCAGUACGGCUGGCUGCAGAUCCCGCCGCGCUGCAUGUUCGAUCAUCCGGACGCCGAGCGCACGCUUGUACACCUCAUCUCUGGCUUUGAGAACUUUGAGGCCAAGAUCAACUACACGUUUCAGAACAAGGCCUACCUACUGCAGGCCUUCACCCACGCCUCCUAUCAUUACAACACUAUCACAGAUUGUUACCAGCGAUUGGAGUUCCUCGGCGAUGCAAUUUUAGACUACCUCAUAACGAAGCACCUUUAUGAAGAUCCGCGGCAGCAUUCGCCCGGUGUGCUGACCGAUCUGCGCUCAGCCCUGGUCAACAACACCAUCUUCGCCUCCCUGGCCGUGAAGUACGACUACCACAAGUACUUCAAGGCCGUCUCGCCCGAGCUCUUCCACGUCAUCGAUGACUUUGUGCAAUUUCAGCUGGAGAAGGAUGAGAUGCAAGGCAUGGACUCUGAGCUUCGCCGCUCCGAGGAAGACGAGGAGAAGGAGGAGGACAUCGAAGUCCCGAAGGCCAUGGGGGACAUCUUUGAGUCGCUCGCUGGAGCUAUCUACAUGGAUAGCAUGAUGUCUCUGGAGACUGUUUGGCGAGUGUAUUAUCCAAUGAUGCGGCCACUUAUAGAAAAAUUUUCUGCCAAUGUUCCUCGUUCUCCUGUGCGUGAGUUGCUGGAGAUGGAGCCAGAGACGGCUAAGUUCAGCCCUGCGGAGCGCACCUAUGACGGGAAGGUGCGCGUGACGGUGGAGGUGGUGGGGAAGGGCAAGUUCAAGGGCGCGGGCCGCAGCUACCGCAUCGCCAAAUCGGCCGCCGCCCGCAGGGCCCUGCGCAGUCUCAAAGCCAAUCAACCUCAGGUCCAGACCAGCUGAGCUUACCGCACACACACACACACACACACACACACACUCUCACUCAUACACCCAUACACCCCUGCUUUCGACACCAGUCUCCAAGUAGCGAAGACAUCCUGGCAACAACGACUGUGCUUUUUUGUUUGUUUCCCCCUUUUCAGAAAGAGAACGACUUUGCAAAGUUGAUUUGAUUUACCUUUGUUUUUGUUUAUUUUUUUAUUUUAUUUUUUCAUUUUGCGCAAACACAAUCCGUACUUCCCCUCGUCCUCCUCCCAGGUUUUGUAUUUUCCAUCAGAAAUGUGGUUUAUUAACACAUCGCUAGUGUCCAGAAGGAGAGAAAGGUCAGGUCUCGCUUUUUUCUGGGUUUGUUUGUUUGUUUGUUUGUUGUUGUUGUUGUUUGUUUGUUGUCUUUCCUUUUUUUUUUCCUCGUCAAAUUAACCUCUGCUUAAAGUUAGUGGGUAAAGAGGCUUAUGCUUAAAGUAGUGAUAGAAUGUACUGUGGAAACGUAUCCCAAAACGGAAGAGAAAUAGAAACGCUAACUCCUCAGUCGGUGCACUAGUGCCAGUUUUAAAGCGGUUUUUACAAAUGGUGUGGCAUAGCAAGAGACAAGGGUGUUCGGAAUGCAGUCGGACAGACCACCCUUUGGGCAGUGAGGUAUCUUAAUCGUUAUUGCACUUCCACUAGGGUCUGCUUGUGUCUUCAGCUUAAUCGUGACCAUUUUUGUCUGAUCAGCACCAAAUCUGUAAUUUUUUUUUUUUGCCUUGGAGAAAGGAAAAACAGUUCUCCCUCAUAUCCUUUGUCACGGAUAGGAAUUCAACAUUCCCAAUGUACUGUCAUUGAAAUUGUUUUUAAAUGAACAGCACUCGAAGUUGCAUGUUUGUGUUGCUAUAUGUUAUCAUAGCCAAUUGGAUGGAUUAUAUAAAUGCUGUAGUGCUACCAAUUAUGUGUAGAGAACAAUAUGAGAUGUUUAUCACGACACAAGUCGCUAUCAUUGGUUUCAAUAAUGUCUUUUGAUACCAAGAAUAUUUACAUUUAGUUUUUGGUGAUUAUAAGCAUUAGAUGCUCCAUUGACUGACUUAUUUAGUUUUGAUAUUAUAACAAAAAAAAGAGACAUAUCACUUGGGAAAUAUGCUGCAAAUUUUAUAUAAAAAAAGUUAAAAAAAAUAAUUGGAUACUUCUCUGAGACACAAAGCACCUUUACAUACAGUCUAUGGGACAUUCAAUAUUUUUACUAGACAACUUGUAUCUCAUGCACUUCACUUACCAAAGCUAAAGUUGAUGCGACGUCUAAAAGGCUUCAUGUGAAAUCCGACAUGAGUAAUUCACAGACAUAGGCACAUGGAAGCCAGCCUGUUGUGUUGUUUUCAUUUAGGUAAAACAAGUGACAUAACCUUUUGUCUAGCUUUUGAUUUGUGUUAAUAGGCAUUCUUCACUUGAAUACCUCAGUUAAUUGCAUGCAUUUUCUUUUUUUUCGGUGCUAUGUUUAUUAUUAAGCUUGAAUUUCUCAUCUUUUGCACUGUAACUAUAAUACCUCUUUUAUUUUACCUUUUGAAAUCUGUUGGGUUGGUUGUCCUGUUCUGUCAGCAGUCAAAGUUUGCUUAAUUGUUGUUGUUUUUGUUUUGUUUGGUUUUGUUUUGUUAUUUCAACCUCCCCUUGUUUGGAAUUAAGGAAUUCGUGCUCAAACACCAUGGAAACGCGUAGACAUCAACGAGCACAUAGGAGCCUUCUGUCUUGCGUUAACACGUUCUUCUGUCGAACUUAGUUGGCUCGUGGAGCGACCAGAACUGCGACGCUGACGUGAUGUUCACUUGACACUUGUGUUGAUGGGCGAUUAACAGGUUGCACUCACCAGUCUUUGAUUUACCUCGCUAAUUCUAGCCUCAGUCACUUGAAGCUGUUCUCAUCACCCUUCUUCUCAAAGUCGUACCAGUUUUCUCUAGAUCUGUGAUUCUCCCAGGAUUACCAAAGUGAAAAUGGAAAAGAAAGAAAGAAAAUAGAUUUACAAAUUUGAAUGCGGUAGUGAAAAAUUUGAAUUUGAUUUUUUUUUUCUUCCUUUUUUGUUUUAAAUGCUGUAGUCCAAUCGGAACGAUUCAGGAAUGGGCCAUUGUGGAAAAAGGGGCAAGUGGAAUUGCAAAGGCACAUAAAUACCUGGAUGUGCUGCUACCUCACAAUACUGCAGUCCGUUUCUCAAAAAGUAUUUGAGUCAAUCAUGGUGAAUACAGUUAAGGAUUAUUCACCAAUAUAAUGGCAUCAGGGCAUCAAUACAUAUUCAUGUUCGCUUCGACCAUAUUUUCGAUGUUUAGUUGGAAACUGGCAGUGUAUCAUAAACAUAUUUGUUGGGUACGUAAACGACACUUUUUUUUGCACUGAUGAGACAUUCCCUCAAACUCUUCUCACCCUUGUGUAUUUGUACCAGAGUGUGAGCUUCUGCGGUGCCUUCGGUCACUGUGCUCCCAACUGAAUACGUCGCCUCCAGCGAUCCUACCUGUACGUGCUGCAGUGAACUGCUCGCAGUACCAUAUGUCGGUCGUUACAAAACGAGAUGCUCAUCAUUCCAAUGCGCAUGGGUAACACGAUACAACUUCCCCCUAUGCCCCUCAGUCCCUCAGUGUUGGCCAACCACAAUAUUUUUUUUUUAAAAAAUAGUUAAUAAACGUUUUAUGGAUUCUGUCACUUGAGUGCAUCCUUUCAAAACUUUCUGUUGCCACUGAGAUCUAAAGUAGGCAUUUGUUUUGGCCCACCAAUCGAGUGCAAUCCUGUUUCUUUUCUCAGGCAAGAGUUGAGUGACCGUUACAAGUUUGUCAGUUACGAUUCAAAGCCUUUUCGUCGAUUCGCUUUUUUGUUUUUUUCGCAAACUCAGUACCUGACUGGGGUUAUUCACUGAGCUCUAGCAUGAAGGUAGAGAAUCUGAGUGAUGUAUCCUUAAUACCCUCUGAUGCUCGACCCCAGAUCAUUCUACUUAGUUUCCGCCUGUUUUUCUGUUACUGUUGCAUAUGGCACUCAUUUAAAAUCCUAUCGUUAGUAUUAUAUGGUAACAGCUUAUUAAAGAAUGUGAAAUCACUGAUAUGGUGCCGCACCCACACAAUCAUUUCUUCUCACAGAAAGGACUGUAAUCACCUGAUGAAAUCUUGCAAGCUAGAUUCCCGCACAGCAAGCGACUCUGGCGUGGACUCGACCCUAAUCGGGCCUGGACCUGUGCUAAGCCCAGUCCAGACCCGUUCAGGAGCCUCUCCAGUGUCGGCCUCUCUCGAGGUUAGGGCCUAGGUGGCGUGAUUUGCCUACGAUCGGAGUGUUAUGUUUUAGCCAAAAAAAAGAAGAACGAAGCCUAAACUAGGUGUCAUUAUUCCUCGCUGGAAAUGUUGAUCUAAAGGUAUUCCUCCAUCACAUGCUGCCGACUGGGUUUCCUCACUGGCGGAGAUUUGUCUUUCUUUUUUUGUUUGUUUUGUUUUAAGUUUGCUUUUUUUGUACAUGUAGCACAAAUGAGCAUUGCACUUGGGCGCCAUACUUUACCUCAUGUCAGAAAGAAAAAAAAAAGUGUAUAUAUAUAUAUAUAUAAUGCCGUUACGUUUAAAGGAAUAACUUGUGGUUUUGGCCUUGCUGCUGUUUCAAUUGCUGGUAUUUUACAAUUGUAUUUAAGAAAAUGCGAUCAGAAAGCUACAACGUGCCUGCAGGUCAUCUGAUAAAAUACACUGUAGAAGAAAAAUGUAGGGAAUCUUUACAAUCUGGGGCUCAAUGUAUGUCUUGUGUAUACAUUAUGUCCAGCCUUAAUGUAAUACCUUGAAUAUAAAAUUGUAAUAUAACCCACAAAACUACCAAGUCCUAUGACAGGCAUGACUUGAAUUGUUUAGUCAAUGACCCCCCCCCCCCUCCCCCCCCCUCUUUUUUUGUUAGAUUACAUUUGACAAGGUAGUACCAGAUGUUAUGUAGUGCAUGUGGAAGACCCCCCCCCCCCCCCCCCCUCCCUCUCUCCCAUACACACACACACACACACACACACACACGUAGCCCACUACCCCAGUAAUCCUCUGGUCAUUCUCCUAAAUGUAAUGUAGAGGUCUACUUCAACCACCCUCAGCCCCAGCAAUUUCUACCAAGGGCUUGUGUAUCAAUUUUUUUUCGGGGGGGACUGAACUGAAGGCCUUCAAGUAUAAAAAGAAUAUCUAUUUAAAAGAUAAAGAUGGAUAAAAAAAAAACAUUAUGAUAAACAAAAAAUUUGCUGUCAUAUUAAGAAGAGAAGUCAUGUGAUUAGGGAACGGAAUGUGACCUGGACUCUUGCGGAGUGUGAAUGUGGGUCGAGGGGGCCGAUCACCAGCUGAAUGAAGCGAAGGAAAGCGGAGAGGAGAGUGUUAUCUAGUCGUUUUUAACGGGGAAGGGAAAUGCCCACCAUUUCCAUCCCAUCUGCAGCAGAUGUUGUUUUAAGGGACAGGAGAGACCUCUCAUGCAUACUGUAAAUGUGCUGCAAUGGUUUGCGGUCUGCACCUUAUGGGUCACAAAUACCUUUAAUAUUUCCCCCUUUUUUGGAAAUAAUUGUAGCUGAGUAUAUCUACAAUAAAGUUAUGGUAUGGUCGUUCAA
Molecule: messenger RNA, 10799 nt
Organism: Alosa sapidissima (American shad)
Lineage: Eukaryota; Metazoa; Chordata; Actinopteri; Clupeiformes; Clupeidae
Gene: dicer1
Product: dicer 1, ribonuclease type III
Biological process (GO): apoptotic DNA fragmentation; pre-miRNA processing; siRNA processing
Cellular component (GO): cytoplasm; nucleus; RISC complex
Molecular function (GO): ATP binding; deoxyribonuclease I activity; ribonuclease III activity
Source: RefSeq, a predicted model, not a curated record